This is a messenger RNA of Hypoxylon fragiforme, 1948 nucleotides long. Its product is annotated as carbohydrate-binding module family 35 protein. NCBI's taxonomy places the organism in Eukaryota, Fungi, Ascomycota, Sordariomycetes, Xylariales, Hypoxylaceae. The record is from RefSeq and is a predicted model, not a curated record. The transcript has 5 exons. The coding region runs from base 148 to 1794 and encodes 548 amino acids. Gene Ontology annotation, biological process: carbohydrate metabolic process. Gene Ontology annotation, molecular function: hydrolase activity, hydrolyzing O-glycosyl compounds.
GAUACUUAGCCUGGACUCAGUUGGGGUAGCUUGGAGCUUGAUGAGGUUUAUCCGGUUGCACUGGUAGUCAUCGGCUCGUAUACACCGAGGAGGCUUGGCUUGGCUCUUUCACGAGUGUACAAAAGGACAGUCGAGGAUUAGUACACGAUGAAGAGCAUCAUCGCUCCAACGAUGCUGUUGGUGGCUGCGGUGGAAGCUGGGUUGUACAAGUCUAAGACUCCGCCAAUGGGAUGGAACAGUUAUAACCACUAUAACUGCAAUCCCAGCGAGCAGAUCAUGAAGACCAAUGCUAAGGGGCUCGUCGAUUUGGGCUUGGCAGAUUUGGGCUACGUAUAUGUCACGACCGAUUGUGGGUGGAUGGCAAAAGAUAGAGACUCCGACGGCCGUUUACAAUGGGAUACUAACCUAUUCCCAUCUGGAGGGAAAGCCCUGGGCGAUUAUAUUCAUAGCCUGGGUUUGAAGUUUGGACUCUACUCCGGAGCAGGAUAUUACCAAUGUGGUUCGACGGAUCUACCGGCUUCUCUUGGAUUCGAGGAGAUAGACGCGCAAACGUUUGCCGAGUGGGAAGGUGAUUCUUUAAAGUACGAUAACUGCUACUCUUCCUCCCGCACGGUCAUGGCGGACUAUACAUCGCCAGCUUCUACCUCGCCCUCGCGCCACCAGAAGAUGGCUGCGGUCUUGGAAGGUGUAGAUCGAGACAUAGCCUAUUUCAUAUGCCAAUGGGGUGUUGGCGAGGACCUGGGUGUUUGGGCCUCGCCUAUCGGCAACAUCUAUAGAAUCAGCAACGAUAUCUAUAACUCGUGGAGGAGUGUAUGGAGAAUCACGAACCAGGCUGUGCCGUUUUACAAGACCACUACGGUUGGCGCCUAUCCCGACUUGGAUAUGUUGAUCAUCGGUCUCAAUGCCCUGUCCCUAGAGGAAGAAAAGUUCCACUUCAGCAUGUGGGCAAUCAACAAGUCUCCUCUCAACAUCGGCGCCCCAGCCGACCCGAGCCUGAUCCCGGCGUCCUCCCUCGACGUGCUCCGCAACGAAGAGGUCAUCGCCAUCAACCAGGACCCGCUGGGCAAGCAAGCACGCCUGAUCCGGCGAUACACCGAGGAAGAAUGGGAUAUCUGGGCGGGCGAACUCUCCGGAGCGCGUACUGUACUCGGCAUCGCGAACUGGCGCAACGACUCGCAGACUGUCGAGGUCGACCUUGCCGCCGUGCUUGGUGUCGCGUCGGCGAAGGCCCGCGACGUUUGGGCCGCGCAAGACAUUGGCGUCGUCUCCGGCGUCCAGACUUUUAAGCUUGCCGGCCACGAGAUGCGGCUCCUGGUCCUAAGCGACGUCGUUGCCACCACCGCAACGAUAGAGAAGUCCACGGGAACGUACUACGCGGCGACGAACGCGACACUCGCCGGCGGCGCAGCCAAGGUCUCCUGCGACGCGAGCGAGUGCGCGCCCGCCGGGGCCAAAGUGGGGAACAUUCUAGGCACAGCGGCCACCGCAGCAUUCGACUCCGUUGCCGCAAGGUCUGCGGGCUCCAAGGUCCUCGGCGUCGACUUCAUCAACUACGACAUCGCGCUCGACAGCGCCUGGGGCUGGGGCUCCAACACGCGCAACAUGACGGUCGCCGUCAACGGCGGCCGCGCGAAGCGGUGGGCGUUCCCCAUUGCGGGGGGUGACUGGUUCGAGAGCGAUAGGAUGUUCAUUGAGGUUGAUGGGUUUGUGCAGGGUGAGGAGAAUAGCGUGGUGUUCUCGGCGAGUGGCAAUGCUUAUGCGCCGGAUUUGGUUGGGUUUGAGAUUUUUGAGUAGGGAGAGGGAGGGGUUGAACCGUUGAGGGAUGCUGUGGUCGCUAACCUACCUGUAGCUAGUUCAGUCUACUAGUAGUAGUAGUAGUAGUAGGUACCUAGGUACGUUAGGAUUCGCUUGUAUAAAAUGCUUUCCAUGAACUACCUAGUAUUUUCCA